Molecule: messenger RNA, 1251 nt
Organism: Ilyonectria robusta
Lineage: Eukaryota; Fungi; Ascomycota; Sordariomycetes; Hypocreales; Nectriaceae
Product: beta-lactamase family protein
Exons: 3
Coding region: 61-1251 (396 amino acids)
Source: RefSeq, a predicted model, not a curated record
CCGCAGAUGGGUUAACAUUGAGCAUUUGACGUUUGUUAAGAUUUUUGACAAUUGCUCAUAAUGUCGAAUUUUGAAAAAUUGAUUGAGAGUGCAGUCAGGGACCGGGUGGUCCCCGGUGUCACACUAUUGGCCAAGGAUGCAUCGGGCAAUUUCAACUAUGCGAAGGUGACUGGGAAGCGGUCGCUUGGGCCAGGCCAUGAAGAAACUCUGACUCAGGAUACCUUAUUCUCUCUCGCUUCCAUGACGAAGCUGCUAACGACAAUUGCGGCUCUCCAGCUUGUGGAGAGGGGUUCUAUCCAGUUAGACGAUGAAGUCACGCCCUUUGUACCAGUUCUCGCGAGGCAGGAGAUCUUGACUGGUUUUGCGCAAGACGGUAGUCCGAUAACUAAGGAGCGCAGUAACCCUAUUACUUUGCGACAGCUACUUACUCACAGCGCUGGUGCUGCGUACGCUUUUACCAGUCCUUUGAUACAGCAAUGGCUUCAAUAUACUGGUAGAGCCGAGUUCAGCUCUACAAUCGAUGAAGCAUUUGACUUCCCGUUAGUAUACGAGUCCGGUGAAGGAUGGUUAUACAGUAGCUCUCUUGAUUGGGCUGGGAAGGUAAUCGAGAAGGUGACGGGCUUGACACUCGAGGAUUACAUGCAGAGGAAUAUUUUCGAUCCCCUGGGAAUCAAAGGGAUUACUUUCUGGCCCAGAAAGAAUCCGGAACUCGCCCCAAGACUUGCCUCAAUCUCUGUCAGAGAUUCCGCCACUGGUAAAACCGUGUAUAAGGAGGGAACCCGGAACUUCAGUGAUGGACUAGGCGAAUGUUUCGGUGGUCAAGGCGCCUUCGCUGAUUUGCGAGACUAUUUGAAAGUUUUACACUCGAUUCUCGUCGAUGAUGAGAAACUGUUAAAGAAGCAGACUACGGCUCUAAUAUUCCAACCCCAGCUUUCGCUAGCCAGCAAGGCGGCUCUGAAGAUAGCCAUGAAGGAUCCCUCAUGGGUUGUUGGACAUUUUCCCGAUACGGGCGAAUACGACUGGGGUCUCGGUGGCCUCUUAAUUGAUGGUGAUAAGCAUGAUUACCGCAGGCGUAACACUCUGGUUUGGAGCGGCGCCGCAAAUCUCUUCUGGUUUAUCGACCGUACUGCGGGACUCUGUGGAAUCUUUGGCACCCAGGUCUUUCCUCAUGCGGAUCCUACGGUUGAGCCUCUGAUUAAGGCAUUUGAAGAAGAAGUCUAUACGAAGGCUGGGAUGCAACAGACGCUAUAG